UUCCAGCGUCAUGUGUUGUUUUGAUGUUGGUGUUGCUGUUCUCUGGUUCAAGACCUAAAGAUCCUGAAGUAAGGCAACCGGCAGAGAUACAUCGAUACAUCUCCUUAGAAUGGCCACAAGUAUGGCACUCUACCAGGACAAGUUUGUGGAGAUCUAUGCGGAUCACAUCAAGAUCAAGUCCUACUACGCCCCUGUUUUUCGGUCCAAGCGAAUCAAUAUCGGCAAAGAGUGUCGAGUUUCUUUCGCCACUGAUGAGGAACUGGGCUUCACAAAGGUAGACAGAAAAGGCUGGGGAAUGGCGCUGAACAAUGUUUGGUGGGCUCUGGACAUGAGGCGGGAAUUCAUUUUCGGAGGACCCAAGCACCCGGGCAUCGUCAUCACCGUGGGCAGAGACACCUUUCGAAAAGGUUUCAGCGUUGAGGAUGGAGAAGCAGCCGUGAAAGUCCUCGAGGCUUUGUUGCCAAGAACAUGGCAGUGAUUUUUUUCAUCCACACCUGGCGUGCUUGGCAGGUCCCUUUGUCUGCCUAGUGGAAAUGGAUCUUCUGGUUGAGACGUUGUUUUGACUCGACCUUGAACACUAACUUUUUGUACAGUGUUUGGUCGCAAGGACGGCCGCGCUAAACAGCCUGUGUUCUGUACAGAGGUUUGAGUGAAGGUCUACAUUAUACCCUUGCUUGUAUUGCAUGGAAGACCUAGGACAACGAACGUCA
This is a messenger RNA of Durusdinium trenchii, 710 nucleotides long. The record is from the annotation of a GenBank genome assembly. NCBI's taxonomy places the organism in Eukaryota, Dinophyceae, Suessiales, Symbiodiniaceae.